GGAGUGGAGCUCCAGUCUGGACCAGGAUGACCCAGAGCCUCCACAUAUUAACGAUGACCAGGAGGAACUGCGGCUCAGUCGGGGCAAAGAGCAGUUUCAAGGGCAGGAGGAGUCUGAUAUUACCAAGUUCUUUAUCCCAAUGAAAAGUGAAGAUGAAGAAGAGAAACCUCAGUUCUCACAACAUCAUCAAAAGCAAAUUGAACAGAUGAAAACGGAAGCUGAUGGAGAGCACAGUGGAGGAUCAGAGCCAGCCAGGAACUCUGAUCCAGAUACACAUUUACAUCCAGAUUUUAAUGACAAUACUGAGGACUAUCAUGAAUCUAAGACUUAUGGCAGUAAUGGCUGGAAGAAGACCAGAGAACCCCAGUCAGGUUUAAAGUCUGUAAAUAAUGUUGAAGUCCCUGCCAAUGAUCUGAGCUGUAGUACUGGUGAGACAGAGUGUGGGCAAGGGUUUGGCACCAGUCGACAUCUGAAGAGACAAAUGAGAUCUCAUACAGGAAAGAAACCAUUUAGCUGCUCAAUCUGUAAGAAAGCUUUUACAGUCAGUGGAAGUUUACAAACACACAUGAGAAUCCACACAGGAGAGAAACCUUUUAGCUGCUCAGUCUGUAAGAUGGCCUUUUCAGUUAGUGGACAUUUACAUAGACACAUGAGAAUCCACACUGGAGAGAAACCAUUUAACUGCUCCUUCUGUAACAAAGCUUUUAUACAGAGUGACAAUUUACAGAAACACAUGAGAGUCCACACAGGAGAAAAACCAUUUAGCUGCUCCAUUUGUAAGAAAGCUUUUACACAGAGUGGAAAUUUACAGAAACACAUGAAAAUACACACAGGAGAAAAACCAUUUACCUGCUCUGUUUGUAAGAAAGCUUUUACAGCAAGUGGUUGUUUACAUAGACACAUGAGAAUCCACACAGGCGAAAAACCAUUUACCUGCUCCGUCUGUAAAAAAGCUUUUACAGUAAGUGGAAGUUUGCAGAAACACAUGAGAAUCCACACAGGAGAGAAACCAUUUAGCUGCUCUGUCUGUAAGAAAGCUUUUACAGAGAGUGGACACUUACAGACACACAUGAGAAUCCACACAGGAGAGAAACCAUUUUGCUGCUCCGUCUGUAAGAAAGCUUUUACAGAGAGUGGACAUUUACAGAAUCACAUGAGAAUCCAUACUGGAGAGAAACCCUUUAGCUGCUCAGUCUGUAAGAAAGCUUUUACAGAGAGUGGAAGUUUACAGAAACACAUGAGGAUCCACACAGGAGAGAAACCAUUUAGCUGCUCCGUCUGUAAGAAAGCUUUUACAGAGCGGGGAAGUUUACGGAUACACAUGAGAAUCCACACAGGAGAAAAACGAUUUAGUUGCUCGGUAUGUAAGAAAGCUUUUACAGACAGUGGAACUUUACGUAAACACAUGAGAACCCUAACACAUGUUAGAAACCAUUUAGCUGUGUGAAAUGGAGCUGCUGUCCAAAAGAAGCAGAGAGCCAUGUUCUGAAAUUUACACACUAACAAAGGAAUGAAAUGUCUAAAAGUUAAUCAUCUGUGGGUCCUUUUAAAAUGUCUAAAAUUAAAAAAUUAGAACGUUAGGCUUUGAAAUGAUUUUGAAGGGUCGUAAACUAAUUGGAUUAUGAAGGUAUCGCGACUGUUGAUAUCCAUGGAACUCCAAAUAUUAACUUGUUUUUCUAACUUAUAUUAGGCUUGUUCAUAGGGAACCGCCACCCAAUUCAGUCUCCCUGAAAGCGAUAUUUCACCAUUGGAAAGAUGAAGAUAUCUUUUAAAUUAGGUCACUUAUGAAGUAGAAAUGUGAAUUGACUUUUGAUAUGGUACCUUCUAGGUUGAGAAAAGCCAGAAAAUGUGUCUUUGGCUCAUGUGGAUGAAAGACUCCAAAUCCCAGAAUACAAUUUGCUUCGCUGAAAGAGUCCACUCCCAAGCCACACCUACCGUUUACUGACAUAGACAAUGAAGCAUUCAACUCUAGUGUGUUUUAUUAUAAUUUCAACCAUAUGUACGAAACAACGCUUUACUGUGGCUCAAGUGGUGUCACACUUAACCCUUGUGUUGUCUUCCUGCCAAAAUUAAAAAUCAAUGCUUUUUAUUGAUGUUUUUUAAGUUGUUAUGUUUUUUUUGUCCCUUUUUCAACUGUUUUGACACUUUUUUUUCAAUGUUUGAGUUAGAAAAGUAGAAAUUAGAAAUUAUUAGACUAAAUUUAAAGGAAUGUAUGUUGAUGGAUUAUCACAGAAUGGAAUAUUCAACUUUUUCUAUUAUUUCUACUAUACUAUUUCGAAACCAUUCAAUUUUUUUUCAAAUGCCAUAAAAUUGAAAAAGACACCCCAAGAUUUGUACUUGCAUAAAUGUGGAAUCAAUCAUGUUAUUUUGAGUAAAUACAAUUGGGUCGUUACAAAGAACAUUGAUAUAGGAAAACGGGUCAAUUUGAACCGAGGACAACAUGAGGGUUAAAAACAAAACUAUAAUCUAACGACACACGAAACGGGCUACAUUUUGUGCACACAUUGUGGGCUCCGUAAAGUUCAGCUAACGCAAUGGUAGUAUUAGCGCUUGGAGUGAUGCAAACACAGCCGUGAAUUUGUGUGGAAUGUAGAAUGGUCUGCAUUUAACAGUCAGACUCCACCAGCAGUGAGCAGUAGUUGCUCUGUCCAACCCCCUAUGGGUGGGUUAAAAACAUGUGGAACUAGCUGGCUUGUAGUUAAAUGCCUCCAAUAAAGCAAAACAACAAUUUUUGCGUCAUCAGAGUUUUUUUCCCAGACACCCAAUACAGAAAUCUCUCAUCUCGUAGGGUCAUGAGGGAGGGAAGCACGUUCAUUUGAAAAUACUACCGGGUUUCUACUGAUAGAAAGUUUAAUGUUAAUCGGUGAAGUAUCCCUUUAAGUGUAAAGUGCUGUAAUAUCACCAACUAUAAAAGUACUGCUAUUGUUGACUCUUCCUUUACUUCAGAAUGAGCAACAACUCUAGGGGGUCCAGAUCAGCCCUCAGCUAAAACGUGGCCUGCUCAAAGUAGCCCAACACAAAAAUUAUUUUUCUAUUUCUUUUGCCUGCUGUUUGCCACGUUAACAAAGGAUUUACUUCUGUAGUAAUGUAACCUACUGGGCUAGCGUUAGCAUUGCAACAGCAGCUAAGCAAAGCCAUUAACUGUUUAAAUUAUGUUCUACAUCUAUUCAUUGGAUUUUAUCCAACUUUUAUUCUUGUUGAUUGUUGUGAUGUGUAUGAUGGGCUUAUGAUGUUGUCAUUCAUACAUGUGUUUAUGGUUUGUUGACUAUUUUGUUACUAUUCUUCUAGACUUGGAAUGUUGUUGUUAGUGUGUCUUUUCUUGAUUUUUG
This is a messenger RNA of Etheostoma spectabile (orangethroat darter), 3329 nucleotides long. Its product is annotated as zinc finger protein OZF. Gene Ontology annotation, molecular function: DNA-binding transcription factor activity, RNA polymerase II-specific; RNA polymerase II cis-regulatory region sequence-specific DNA binding. The record is from RefSeq and is a predicted model, not a curated record. Gene Ontology annotation, biological process: regulation of transcription by RNA polymerase II. Lineage: Eukaryota; Metazoa; Chordata; Actinopteri; Perciformes; Percidae.